Molecule: messenger RNA, 3321 nt
Organism: Rangifer tarandus platyrhynchus (Svalbard reindeer)
Lineage: Eukaryota; Metazoa; Chordata; Mammalia; Artiodactyla; Cervidae
Source: the annotation of a GenBank genome assembly
AUGGCUGACCUCAGUCUUGCAGAUGCGUUAACGGAGCCGUCUCCAGAAAUUGAGGAAGAGAUAAAACGGGACUUUAUUGCCACACUGGAGGCAGAGGCCUUUGAUGAUGUUGUGGGAGAAACUGUUGGAAAAACAGACUAUAUUCCUCUCCUGGAUGUUGAUGAAAAAACCGGGAAUUCGGAGUCAAAGAAGAAACCAUGCUCAGACACCAGCCAGGUUGAAGGUACUCCAUCUUCUCAAGCCACAGUGCUCGCUAACGGUGACCACGGAAUAGAACGGAAUGAUGUUACUGGGUUUCCAACUGAAUUCCUUGACGAGAAGGUAGCCUACCAGGGAUUUCAGAACAGCCAGAACUGGCCAGAAAAUACAAACUUUUGCUUUGAACCCGAGCACGUGGUAAAUCCUAUCCAGACUGAUCCCUUUAAGAUGCACCAUGAUGACGGCCUAGAAGAUUUGCUCUUUUUCUCCAGUGGAACAACCAAUACUUCAGCAUUUGUAGAACAAAAUGAUUCCCUGAAAGAUAGUUAUGGUGUGUUACCCUGCGACACACUCGCUUCUGCAGCUGUUGUUCCUCAAGGGUGGUCUGCGGAAGCCCCAAACCCUGCACACUUGGAAUCCUUGGUUUCCCCCGCGGCCGUUCCACAGCCUCUGCAGCCCACAGCAGAGCCAGCUGAGAAAAUAGAAAUGGCAUCAGGAGAAGAGAGAGCGCCAGCAGAAGCAUUGGAGAUGAUGAUGAAACUGCAGGCUACUGACAUGGCGCCAUCUCGAGAAGCAGAGAUGGUCCUGGCUAAAGAUGUGGUGCCAGCCACAGAGACAGAGGUGGCAUUGGCUAAAGACAUGGAAUUACCUACCAAACCAGAUGAGGCACUGGUCAAGGACAUGGAAUCAUCCAUCGAAUCAGAUAUGGCCUUACUCAAGGAUGUGGUACUACCCGUACAAACAGAGGAAACUGCAGUUAAGGAUGUUGUAUUGCCCACAGAAGCAGAUGUGUCUUUGGAUGAGGACAUGUUACUGUCCACAGAAACAGAGGUAUCCGCAGCCCAGGACGUGCUACUGUUCAAAGAAACAGAGAGCACACCACCUAUUAGAAUGGAUUUGGCCCCAGCUGAGGGCACAGUCCCACCUACAGACCAAGAGAUGGCCCCAGUCAAGGGUGUAGCAUCACUCUCGGAGAUAGAGGCGCCCCUGGAUGAGGACAUUGUGUCAUCCACAGAAAUACCCUCAGCCAAAGAGAUAGCCCUGUCCUCAGAAACAGAGGUGGCCCUGAUCAGGGAAAUGAGAGCACCCCCAGAAACAGAGGCAGUUCUAGACAAGGACAUGGCUGCACCUCCAGAAACAGAAGUCAUCAUGCCAGUCAAAGACAUGGCUCCACCCCCAGGAAUAGAGACGACCCUGGCCAAGGACGUGGCUCCAUGUCAAGAAAUAGAGGUGGCCCUGGGCAAGGAUACAGUUUCACCUCCAGAAACAGAGAUGGCCCUGGGCAGGAAUGUGUCUCUGCCCCCGGAAACAGAGGUCACCGUGGCAAAGCAUGUUGCUCAGCCCCCUGAGACGGAGAUGAACCUGGCCAACAGUGAGGCUCUGGCCAAAUUCUCAGCAGCAGAGGUGGUGCCAGUUCCCGUUAAGGACCUGGAAACUGCACGGACCCAGGAAGCAACAAGUGAGGAUUCCCAGUUAAAAUCUCUCCAGGAUGAGGGACAGUCAGCUGUACCUGUCAGUCAGACUUCACCAGAAGGAGUCAUGGCCAUGGGCCAAAAGCACAGCUUGCCAACAGAUGAGGAUUCUGUGUUAGAAGAACUAGAGCAAAAGAAACCAUCCAGUCAAACUUCUGAGCUUGCUUCAGAGACUUCAGGAAUAGCCAAACCAGAAGAAGGACAACCUGCUGGAAGCGUGUCUGGAAAUGACAUCACCGCCCCUCCAAACAAGGAGCUUCCACCAAGCCCAGAGAAGAAAACAAAGCCUUUGGCCACCACUCAACCUGCAAAGACUUCAACAUCGAAAGCCAAAACACAGCCCACUUCUCUCCCUAAGCAGACAGCUCCCACCACCUUUGGUGGGUCGAAUAAAAAACCCAUGAGCCUUGCUUCAGGCUCAGUACCAGCUGCCCCACCCAAACGCCCUGCUGCUGCCACUGCCAGGCCUUCCACCUUACCUUCAAAAGACACGAAGCCCAAGCCUGUUGCAGAGGCAAAGAUUCCUGAGAAGCGGGUCUCUCCAUCCAAGCCGGUCUCUGCCCCAGCUGUCAAACCUGGCUCCAAGAGCACCCAGGCUGUUCCCAAAGCCCCAGCAGUUGCGACUCUUGCUUCACCUGGGUCAAGCAGUAGGAACCUCUCCACACCCUUGCCCAAGAGGCCCACUGCAGUCAAGACUGAGGGGAAACCUGCAGAGAUCAAGAAGAUGGCUACAAAGUCUGCACCAGCUGACUUGAGUCGCCCAAAGAGCAGCACCUCCAGUUCUGUGAAGAAGAGCACCGCUGUCCCUGGGACAGCACCCCCAGCAGGGGCUCCCAGUCGAGCCAAGCCCACAGCCACGCCUCCCCGGCCCUCGGGGACUCCUCCCGCGGACAAGAAGCCCACAGCAGCCAAGCCCAGCUCCUCUGCCCCGAGGCUGGGCCGCGUGGCUGCCAAUGCUUCUGCCCCUGAUCUGAAGAAUGUCCGCUCCAAGGUCGGCUCCACCGAAAACAUCAAGCACCAGCCUGGAGGAGGCCGGGCCAAAGUAGAGAAAAAAACAGAGGCAGCUGCUCCAGCUCGAAAGCCUGAACCUAACGCAGUCACUAAAGCAGCCGGCCCAAUUGGCAAUGCACAGAAACCGCCUACGGGGAAAGUCCAGAUAGUCUCCAAAAAAGUGAGCUACAGCCAUAUUCAGUCCAAGUGUGGUUCCAAGGACAAUAUUAAGCAUGUCCCUGGAGGUGGUAAUGUUCAGAUUCAGAACAAGAAGGUAGACAUCUCUAAGGUCUCCUCCAAGUGUGGGUCCAAGGCUAACAUCAAGCACAAGCCUGGUGGAGGAGAUGUCAAGAUCGAAAGUCAGAAGCUGAACUUCAAAGAAAAGGCUCAGGCAAAGGUGGGAUCCCUCGAUAACGUGGGCCACCUGCCUGCAGGAGGUGCCGUGAAGACUGAGGGCGGUGGCAGCGAGGCCCCUCCGUGUCCGGGCCCCCCUGCUGGGGAGGAGCUGGCCAUCCCUGAGGCAGCGCCUGAAGCUGGCGCCCCCACUUCAGCCAGUGGCCUCAGUGGCCACACCACCCUGGCAGGGGGUGGUGACCAAAGGGAGGCCCAGACCUUGGACAGCCAGAUCCAGGAGACAAGUAAGUGGCUGGGCUUGGCCUGA